Messenger RNA from Mytilus californianus (California mussel), 5918 nucleotides. Its product is annotated as PDZ and LIM domain protein 1-like. The coding region runs from base 140 to 1423 and encodes 427 amino acids. Gene Ontology annotation, cellular component: adherens junction; filamentous actin; Z disc. The transcript has 9 exons. The record is from RefSeq and is a predicted model, not a curated record. NCBI's taxonomy places the organism in Eukaryota, Metazoa, Mollusca, Bivalvia, Mytilida, Mytilidae. Gene Ontology annotation, biological process: muscle structure development; heart development; actin cytoskeleton organization. Gene Ontology annotation, molecular function: muscle alpha-actinin binding; actin binding.
ACCGAAAAGAAAUGAGACCAUAAUACACAGCACUAUUUCUUAAUGUUUUCCGAUAUAAGGUGCAUCUUAGUAUUUGCACUAGCUGCCCUCUGAAUAUAUUAGUGUUGGGAAAACUGUAUACUUAGGACAAUUUGACAAGAUGUCUAACGUGGAAUAUAGACCUGCUGAAACUUUGACCAUUCGAUUAAGCCGACGGGACUCGGGUGUGUCAUGGGGAUUUCGUCUGCAGGGUGGCACGGAUUUUAACAUUCCACUGUCUGUACAGUCGGUAAAUCCAAACAGUGUUGCAGAUAGGGCAGGUUUGCAGGCAGGGGAUGGUAUCCUAUUUAUUAACAAUGCCAACACAGAUCAGCUUUCGCAUGAACAAGCCAAGAUGGAAAUGAUCAGAUCUGGCAAUGAAAUAUACAUGACUGUAGUCAGAGGUGCUGUAGAAGUAUGGAAACCAAAAGUUACAGCCUUGUCAGAUCUACGUCCACAAGAAUUACGUCAGAUAAAGACAGCUACUGGAGAUACCGUUACAGCAGUUCAGAAAACAGACCUCACCCGAGAUGGACCACUGGAGUCAUUAAAAAUAGGAAGUAGCCACAAUCGUUCAGCCAAACCAUUUGGACAAUCAAGUCAGUAUGAACCGCCAAGACCAGAAUACCAACAGCAACAGUAUCGACCACCCCCUCAACAACAACAUUAUCAACCACCCCCUCAACAACAGCAGCAAUAUAGACAACAACAACAACAACAGCAGCAACAGUAUAGGCCACCACCACAACAACAACGUCAGCCAAUGAGUCCUACAUCACCAAAGGCACCUGUUCCCACAGUUGUCCAUGCUCAAUUUAAUUCCCCAAUAGGCUUGUAUUCUGCUCCUCAUAUUGCUGAAAGUUACGAUGUCCAGACAAAAGGAAUACAGAAAGAAAUGGAAAACUUAGACGUUGAAGAUGCACCUGUAGGAAUGAAAAUAAGUGGAACAUAUCAGCCAUUGCCAGAAGACACAGGUGAUGAUGAUGAUGAUGACACAGAGUUCACUGAGCAUGCUCCCUUACCUGAAACAGCAGACGACAACUCUAACAGUGUGAAGUGUGAAGACAAUAAUCAGCAUGAAAUUAUUAAUACUAAUCCAGAUUUGGAAAGACCUAGUGGAUUUAGAUCAGUGACAGCACCAAAGUUUGAUCCCUCACAAAACCAGUCACCGAAGCAAGAAUCAAUGCACUGUGUAAAGUGUGGAAAUAUGGUCAGUGGUGUAUUUGUAAAGAUCAAAGGACAGCCAUACCAUGCACAGUGUUUUACAUGUACUUCUUGUGGUGUAAAUCUAAAACAGAAAGGUUAUUUUGUGAUAGAAGGUUGUUUAUUCUGUGAAAUCCAUGCUAAACAAAGAGCAGAAGCCCCUGGUCCAAACAUGAGACAAGCUGAUGUUAUUUAUCGAUAAACAGUCCUGGUUAAAACCUGUGUAAGACUUUGCAGUGUGAUUCCCAGAAGAUAUCUACAAAUAUGAUCUGAUUUACAGAAUGCUCAGAUUUGUAUAUUUAUGCUCAUAUGUAUUUAUACCUUUGUGAAAAUUUUAAAGAGUUACUGUGGAUUCAUUUAUUUUCGUGGGUACCAAUUAUCAUGGAUUGAUGAAAACUUGUAUUUUCGUGGACAUUUGAUUUCAUAAUUUGGCCCAUGUCUGCAUACAACCUGAUGGAAAAUUUGUAAUUCGUUGAACAUUUAGAUUUGUGGUUCAUCUGUACCCACGAAAUCCACGAAAAUUGGGAUCCAACGAAUAAUAAUGAAUCCACAAUAAGUUACAGAUUUCCUCUAAAAGUAUGUGUCCUUGAUAGAAGACCAAGGCGUUCAAAAAAUAGUAGAAGGUUUAUAGAUUCAUAAUUAUAAUUGGUUGUUUUUUUGUAAGGACUUUGUGGAUGUCUAAUACUGUGGAUGCAUUAUUAUUCGUGGGAAACCAAUUUUCAUAGAUUUCAUGCGUAUUGGUAAACCAAGCAAGUCAAAGAUUGUCUAAGAUAUAGAAAUAUGUACUGAUAACUUUUAUUGUAAAGAGGAAAAGUUUUGCAAAGAACUUUUUUUUUGGCUAAUAUUUCACAAUAACGAUAAAUUUGCAAACAGAACUGCAUAAAUAUCCAGUCAUGUAAAUUUUAUCUUUGAAGCAGAUUUGAAUAAAUACCAAGAAUAACUAGGAAAUAAUACUUCACGAACAGGUUCAGCCAUUUGAAUUGACAAAAUUCAGACUCCACAAAAAAAUAAACUGAUUUAUAGUAUUUUGUUAAAGUAGAUAUUUAUUCAUUUUCAAUAUUUACUAGAGUAGAUUUUCAUGCACUGCAAUAUAUUUUUUUAUAAAAAAAACUUUGCUUACUGCUUGCUGUGUAGGUACACAGACAAUUAUUUUUUGAUAAAAUUACUUUUUUGUGUUCAGGUUAAGUUUGAAUUAGGAAAUUUGCCUUCAAACUUCAUGUAUACUAAUGUUAAGCUGUGAUACAAUACAAAUUUUGGUCAGUUUUUUAUGUUACUGUAUAAUGCGAUAUUAUAACUAAAACUAUAUUUUUGUGUUUCUAUGAUAUUAUGACUUAAUAUUCCCUGGCGGAAUAUAUUCAAUAAUGAUAUUGUUAUACAUGUAUUAUAAGUUUGGAAAUAUUAGUCAUGCAAACAUAAGCAGAUAUUUCUGGGGAAUGUUUAUAUGUAUGAACGAGGAACAAUUAAGGGAAAUUGUACAUUAUAUGUAUGGUGGAUGAUAUCGGGGUAAUACGUGAUUGAUGCUCUACUUGAGGGGGGCUUCAUUUGUAAUGGAGUGAGUGUAGAGGGUUAAAACUGUUUUAAAAAAGCUAUAUCCAGGAUAUUUAGUAGUAUCUUCAAACAUUUCAUUUGAGAAUUGACCUCUUAACUGUCAUCACCCAUUUCAAUUCUUUUUUGCAAGAGUUAUCUUUCUUGACUAGUCAGACUCAUUUAUAGAUAUGUGCAAUGUUUUUAAUGUUUGGAAAAUCAGGACAACAUGCUAUCACCUAACAUAAUAAAAAGUAAUGCAUAUCAUAUUUUAUGGCUUCAAUUUUUUUUCUCAAAUUUGAAGAUUCUGUUCUACAAAUGAAGUUGAAUACUACUCUGGGGACAUUUCUCUUCUCUUACAAAACUCCAUAUAAAAAUACUGAGUAGACUUAUUUAUGAACUAGCCUCUAGAAUGCCUAUAUCUUUAAGAAAUAUGAACGUUAUAUGCCUUUUUUAGUUCCUACGGGUUGUACCGGGUAUUUUUUUUAGAAGUUUUUAGAAAAAUUCUCUACAGACAUAUUGUGUGAAUGAAUGUUUAUACUGAGCUUUUUGGAGUGGUCAGUUCUAUUUUGUCCCCCCACUUUCAUCUUUUCGCCCUUUUUUUGAGUAUUUAAUAUGUACACUGUUUUGUUUGUAACAUACUUUUGGGUAGAAAGUUUCAAUUUCAAAAGACUUGAAGUACGUGUAAGUACAGAUUGUUUUGUGAAACAGUUGACUGGAUUGUAAAUUGAGAGAUAUCUGAAGUAUAUUUUGUUAAUCAGAGACUGACACAAGUUGUAUCAUACAACGGUACAAAAAAAGACUGUUAAAUAUUUAUAUUAUAAAUACAUUUUUACUUGAAAUGUUUCAAUAUUUUAUUUAAAGGUCAUUUCAACCAUCAUGCAGCUGUUCAACAAAUUAUUGCUUUCUUUUUGGUGUCUGUUUCCAUUUUUUUGUGUUUGUUAUGUUAUUGGGUACUUUUACUUGAAACAGGGCAUUGAUUCAUGUAAAGAAAUGAAAGUAUUCUGUUGAUUUUUUUUUUUAACUAUUCUUAUUUUAAUAUGUAAAUUUAUUUCAUUACACCAGAUGUGAAAAUACUAUUGACAAUUCAGUAUCUAUUGUUGUACUUUUCGUACUCGAGUCACAUGGUAAGAUUGGAUUAGUAUCUGUAAUAAAUAACUAGUUGAUACAGAUACUUAAAUCUAGGUCAAUUUCGAUUACAGACAAUAUGAGUAAUAGAAGAACAAAUAGCACAGAGUUUUGUGAACUUUUAUUAAAUAAUCAAUUGCCAAUGGUAUUUUCACACACUGUGUAAUGUGUAAUUGGAGUGAAAGACGUGAUUGUAUGUUAGAAGAUAUUAUAUGUUUAAUAGAAGUACAGUUGAACCUUGCUCUAUUUUGUUGUGAAAAAUCUCUUUUAGUCCUUAUUUUGCAGAGUAUUUCUUUUGAAAUGUCCACUUUUAUCUAAAACUAGUUUGAGAAAAGGAAAGUUUACCUACUAAGAAUAUGUUAGAUGUUGGACAUGGAAAAAGUGAGGUUGUUGAUAAACCUCAUUGUUAUGAUGAAACAUAUGUGGUGAAAAAUUGAAAAACAUAAAGGAUAAGGCCUGGUAAGACCCCUUUUUGGACCCAAAAUAUAGCAUUUUAAAAAUUUGUUAAAAAUGUAAACUUUGAGCUAUUUAUUUGAAAGUAGAAUAAUUUUGUUUCAUAAAUAAGGGCUGUUUUUGACAAUACAAUGCACAUGCAUUAGGUACUAGCAUCAUUAAUUCAUGCAAAGUCACUGAAAUCUUCACAAUUUUAGCAUUUAUGCUAAUUUUUAAACGGUUUUUGUCUAAAAUAAAAGUUGCUGCACUUGUGUUCAGUCUUAACAUUUAAAUAUAUGUUGUAUUUGAUGACAAUACAUAACAUAGAUAAAGGUUGAGACUGAACACGAAUGCGACCACUUCCAUUUUAGACAAAAAGCAUCUGAAAAGUGAUGUUUUGUGGCAUAUUUAAGAGAUUCUUCAUACUUAUGCUUGAAUUUAAGUGUCUAUAAUGACCAAACCAGUUCAAAUCUUUUACCUGAACUAAUUGAAUCGACUGAAGUAGACACUUAAGUGUUUAAAAAAUGUCAAAAAUCUUUCUUCAGAUGUACUUCAAAUUUAGGCCAAAAUUGACCCUUACCGGACCUUCUCCUUUCCUUUGGAUUACUGUUUAUAAAAUACAACAUUUACAUAAUAGCAGGAUUUUCAUUAUUCUUCUGUUUGUAAAGAAUAAAUAUUUUGAUGCAAAGAAAAGGUAGGUUUUCAUGCAUUUACCAAAAAGAUUGAUCUAGAUGUUGUGUCAGACAUGCCAAACUGCCAACAAUGUAUAUAUAAUUACCAUAGCAAGGUUCAGUUGUUUGUUUACCAGAAUAGAUAUUUUAUUUCAUUUUGAAGUGGUUUUUUUUUAUUUUGUAAUUUUUACAUUUAUAUGCAAUGUCCCAUAUGGGCACUUCCUGUAAAGGUGCUUAAAAUUAUUUUUAUAGUUAAAUGUUUGUAGUAUAUUUAGAUUAGAACAUUAGAAGUUGUAGUAUAUUUAGAAGAUUAGAUUAUUUAUAUAUUUUUACACACAAAUCUGAAAUAUACAUGCAGCACAUUGUAGCCUUCAGUAAAAAAUACACUAUUUUUGUAUACUGUUUUUUCGUGAUACUUUUUUCUCUGUCUCACAGCAGACAGGGAUACAGUAAUGUUAGUCAUCCAGAUUUUUUUAGUUGCUCAAGUGAUCACUAGAUCUUUAAUCGGCAUAUCAUCUAUGCACAUUGAUGCAUACAGCAUAAAGUUCUGUAUCAUGGCAUUAUAUUUAUGAAGAAAUGCUUAUAGGUUAAUAUUGAAAAUAUGGAAUGAAUGUUGAAAAAUUAUAUUCAUAAUAAUGACUGAUAUCGAAAAUUUAUAUUUUUUUUCCCUUCAAUUUUGUGGGUCAGUUUUAGUUGGGUUGAAUGCCUUCUAAAUCUGUAUCAAAUUUAUUGUUUAUAUAGAAUACAUGUAAUGAUGUAUAGUCUUUUUCAGUUGCGUCUUAUUUAAAUAAUACCUUCAAUGAGUUUAAAGGUUAUUUGUGUAUAGUUAUUUUUAGAAUGUGAUGAAUGUUGUUAUUAUACCCUGCAAUACUUAGAUCUGCUAUUUUGUAUACUGCUUUACACCACUUAUCUAUUUGUUGGAAUAAAGUUUAUGAAAAGUUG